UUGGCUUACCUCAGGGAGCAGAGCAGCCAGAAGAGAGGGCUGGCGGAUGGAACGAGCGAGGUCAACCACAACUCUGAAAACACGCCGAGCACUAACGGCAAGCGUUCCUCGGACGGUUCCCUGAGUCAGGACGAGGAGUCGGGACUCGGGUUCGGGAAGGUCGGUGAGCUGCAGGAUGUGGUGGAGCGUCAGACGGCCGAUCUCGGCCAGAUGAAGGAGCGCAUGGCUGCCAUGGUCUCACGCAUCAACGAGCUGGAGGAGGACCUGGACACGGCCAGGAAGGACCUCAUCAAGUCUGAAGACGUGAACACGCGGUUACAGAGAGACCUGAGAGAGUCGAUGGCUCAGAAGGAGGACAUGGAGGAGAGGAUCACCACCCUGGAGAAGCGUUACCUGGCAGCUCAGCGGGAGGCUACCUCCGUCCACGACCUCAACGACAAGCUGGAGAACGAAGUGGCCAACAAGGAUUCUCUCUUCAGACAAACCGAGGACAGAAACCGGCAGCUCCAAGAGAAACUGGAGCUGGCUGAGCAGAAGCUGCAGCAGACCAUCCGCAAGGCCGAGACUCUGCCUGAGGUGGAGGCCGAGCUAGCCCAGAGGGUAGCUGCUCUCACCAAGGCGGAGGAACGUCAUGGCAACGUGGAGGAGAGGCUGAGGCAGCUGGAGGCCCAGCUGGAGGAGAAGAACCAGGAGCUGCUCAGGGCGCGGCAGAGAGAGAAGAUGAACGAGGAGCACAACAAGCGUCUGUCGGAGACGGUGGACAAACUCCUUUCAGAGUCGAACGAGAGGCUUCAGCUUCACCUCAAAGAGAGGAUGUCCGCUCUGGAGGAUAAGAACUCUCUGAUCAGAGAAUUGGAUCACACCAAGAAGCUGAUUGAGGAGUCUCACCAUGAGAAGGAGCAGCUCCUGAUCCAGAUCGAGACCAUGAGGGCCGAGAGCGAGCAGGGGAGGAGCCGGAGUAACUCCUUACUACACGGACGCUCUCAGCUGGGCAGCACUCCAGAUUUCAGGUAUCCGGUGUCGGCCUCCUCCAUGAUGGACAGUAACUCGGACCACUACGGCAGCGCUCUGGUGCUGAGGCGGCCUCAGAAGGGACGCAUGGCAGCGCUCCGGGACGAGCCAUCCAAGGUGCAGACUUUGAACGAGCAGGAGUGGGAGCGCAUGCAGCAGGCCAACGUGCUGGCCAACGUGGCCCAGGCCUUUGAGAGUGACAUGGACGCCUCGGACCUGGAGGAGGAUCGAGAGACCAUCUUCAGCUCGGUGGACCUGCUGUCCCCCGGUGGCCAGGCGGACGCACAGACCCUCGCCUUAAUGCUGCAGGAGCAGCUGGACGCCAUCAACAAUGAAAUAAGGAUGAUCCAAGAGGAGAAGGAGAGCACCGCCAUCCGUGCGGAGGAGAUUGAGUGCAGGGUGGGCAGCGGGGAAAGCUUAGGAGGGCGUUUCCGAUCGAUGAGCUCCAUCCCUCCGUCACUGUGUGCCGGAUCCUCGUUGGGCGGCUCCCCCCCGGGCUCUGGUCACUCCACCCCCAGGCGCGUCCCCCGCAGCCCCAACAGAGAAAUGGACCGCAUGGGGGUCAUGACCUUGGUAACAAUUCCUGACUUUCGUUUGUUUUUUUGGAUCCUUAAACUGAUCAGCUUGUUGUAGGAAAAUAACUUUUUC
Molecule: messenger RNA, 1659 nt
Organism: Labrus bergylta (ballan wrasse)
Lineage: Eukaryota; Metazoa; Chordata; Actinopteri; Labriformes; Labridae
Source: RefSeq, a predicted model, not a curated record